Ostertagia ostertagi is the source of this 279-nucleotide messenger RNA. The record is from the annotation of a GenBank genome assembly. NCBI's taxonomy places the organism in Eukaryota, Metazoa, Nematoda, Chromadorea, Rhabditida, Trichostrongylidae.
AUGCUGGAUAAUCACGCGAGAACUCCCUACAGUAUCAAUCAUGCCUCUUUUCGCGCGCACGAACAAUUUUUCAUUCUCAGCCUUUGUGAGAGCGAUAAAAUUUGGACGACGUGGUUGACUGCGUUUGUUGUUCGAUCGUUCGCUCAGGCUCGCGGCAUGAACAUUUUGUCGAACCCUACGACUCACAAAAGAUGCAUCUGCAUUCUUAACGGACAACCAAUGAUUUCUCAAGCGACAAUGGUAUGCGCGUUUCUGGAGAAGCAUCUCGUGACAGUUUGA